This is a messenger RNA of Oncorhynchus tshawytscha (Chinook salmon), 4120 nucleotides long. RefSeq names its product cysteinyl-tRNA synthetase 1 (gene cars1). Gene Ontology annotation, molecular function: cysteine-tRNA ligase activity; ATP binding. Lineage: Eukaryota; Metazoa; Chordata; Actinopteri; Salmoniformes; Salmonidae. The coding region runs from base 414 to 2462 and encodes 682 amino acids. Gene Ontology annotation, cellular component: cytoplasm. The transcript is spliced from 20 exons. Gene Ontology annotation, biological process: cysteinyl-tRNA aminoacylation. The record is from RefSeq and is a predicted model, not a curated record.
UCUUGUUUUCCACAGCCUUUGAUUAUGGCUUCUUGCUGCACACAAGUGAGGAGGCCACAGCCACCGUGGCUCUGAAUGAGUACCUGAGCUCCCGCAGCUACCUGGCUGGGUUCAGCCCCUCUCGGGUGGACCAGGAGGUCUUUGAGCUCCUGCACAGGCCCCCGGCCCCGCAGCACGUGCACGCUCUGCGCUGGUACAGGCACAUAGCAGCCCUGCAGCGGGAGACCCCCAGCCCAGAUAGCAGCAUAAAGGGAAAGAGGGUCCAGCACCCCUGGUCUGCCCCAGCCGGGUCCAACCUGCCAAAGCUGCGACUCUACAACAGCCUCACACGCACCAAGGAGCUGUUUGUUCCCCAGAAUGGAAACAAGGUGUCGUGGUACUGCUGCGGACCCACUGUCUAUGAUGCCUCUCACAUGGGACAUGCCAGAUCUUACAUAUCUUUUGAUAUCCUCCGAAGGAUUCUGAUGAACUAUUUCAAAUACGACGUGUUCUACUGCAUGAACAUUACUGACAUAGAUGACAAGAUCAUCAGGCGGGCCAGACAGAACUACCUUCUGGAACAGUACAGAGAGAAGAAGCCAGCGGCCGCCCAGGUACUGCAGGAUGUCCUUAGUGCCAGAGGGCCCUUCCAGGCCAAGCUGGCCGAGACCACAGACCCAGACAAGAAACAGAUGCUGGAGAGGCUGGACUCUGCCGUCGCUGCUGCUCUGGGACCCCUGCAGGGGGCGGUGGAGAGCAAGGCUGGGGAGGCUGACAUACAACACCUGGCUCAGGUGUUACUGGAGAAGGCCAAAGACCUGCUGUCUGAUUGGUUGGAUGCUCAAUUUGGCAGUCAGGUGACCGAGAACUCCAUCUUCUCUCUUCUUCCAAAGUUCUGGGAAGGGGAGUACCACAACGACAUGGACGCCUUGAAUGUCCUUCCCCCAGACGUACUCACCCGCGUCAGCGAGUACUGCCCAGAGAUCGUGGACUUUGUGAAGAAGAUCCUAGACAAUGACUUCGGGUACGAGUCCAACGGCUCAGUUUAUUUUGACACAGCCAAGUUUGCCACCAGCCAGAAGCACGCGUACGGCAAGCUGGUACCCGAGGCGGUCGGCGACAUGAAAGCUCUGCAGGAGGGAGAGGGAGAUCUGAGUGUCUCAGCAGACCAGCUCAGUGAGAAGAGGUCGCAGAAUGACUUUGCCCUGUGGAAGGCCUCUAAGCCGGGGGAGCCGUCCUGGGACUCACCCUGGGGAAAGGGACGGCCUGGCUGGCAUAUCGAAUGUUCUGCUAUGGCUGGUUCCAUCUUGGGAGAGUCCAUGGACAUCCACGGGGGAGGGUUUGACCUCCGAUUCCCCCAUCACGAUAAUGAGUUGGCUCAGUCCGAGGCUUACUUUGAGAACGACCACUGGGUUCGCUACUUCCUGCACACUGGUCACCUGACCAUCGCAGGCUGCAAGAUGUCCAAAUCUCUCAAGAACUUCAUCACCAUCAAGGAUGCCCUGGCGAAGAACACAGCUCGGCAGCUCCGUCUAGCCUUCCUGAUGCAUUCCUGGAAGGACACGCUGGAUUACUCCUCCAACACCAUGGAGUCGGCUGUCCACUACGAGAAAUUCCUGAAUGAGUUUUUCCUCAACGUCAAAGACAUUCUCCGAGCUCCCUGUGACAUCACCGGACAGUUUGAGAAGUGGGAGGCAGCAGAGAUGGAGCUCAACGAGAGUUUCUAUGAGAGGAAGGCAGCAGUCCACGCGGCGCUGUGUGACAACGUGGACACGCGCAGCACCAUGGAGGAGAUGAGGGCGCUGGUGACCCAGAGCAACACCUACAUAGCCAGUAGGAAGAGCUCCAAGCUGCAGCCCAACCGCAUGCUGAUGAAGAGCAUCGCUCUCUACCUGACUGACAUGCUCAAGACCUUCGGGGCCAUUGAAGGGACCGAGCCUAUUGGAUUCCCAGUGGGAGGAGAUGGUCACCAUGUGGAUAUGGAGACCACAGUGAUGCCCUAUCUGAAGGUGCUGUCAGACUUCAGAGAAUCUGUUCGCAAAAUUGCCAGAGAACAGAAUGUGACAGAGGUGCUACAGCUGUGUGACGUGGUCCGUAAUGACACCUUACCUGAGCUGGGGGUGCGUCUAGAAGACCAUGAAGGCCUUCCCACUGUGGUGAAGCUGGUGGACAAAGAGACCCUGCUGAGGGAGAGGAAUGAGAAAAAGAAGAUGGAGGACGAGAAGAAGAACAAGAAAGAGGAGGCUGCCAAGAAGAAGCUGGAGCAGGAGUUGGCCAAACUUGCGAAGAUGAAAAUCUCCCCGUGCGAUAUGUUCCGCUCUGAAACCGACAAGUAUUCCAGCUUUGAUGAGACGGGUUUCCCCACGCAUGACGUGGAGGGGAAGGAUCUCAGUAAGGGACAGACCAAGAAGCUGCGGAAACUCCACGAGGCCCAGGAGAAACUGCACCAAGAGUAUCUCCAGACCAAUCAAAAUGGCUGCUGAGAGUCCUGGGCCACGUUCAGUUGUCAAACGUUCUCGAAUGUUGCAGAUGGUUACGCCACUGUUGUCGUCGACAUGAUUCCUGAAUCUACAUGUCAGAGAGAACUGCUGAACACGCCCCCUGGAGGACGCUGCUCCGCCCCCUCCCGCGCUCCGCCCAUAGCGAUAGUUCUGUCCUCAUUUGUCAUUAUUCAGUUCCUCCAAUCAUUUUUUUUUGCUAAAUCAACAAUUCCCUGCAUAUUAUGUGAGGGCUUGCAAAUUUGACCAAUCACCGCACUAUCUCCGAAUAAAGCAGUCAAAUCGUCGCAAUAUUAUCGCAUAAAAUGUACCCAUCACUGCAGUACAAAAAGAGAGCUUGCAAUUUCAACCAAUCACCUCACAUUUACCGCGUAAUAUAGUUCAUUCAAGCCACACGACAAAACUUUUCCCUCAUCAGUGUAUUUUCCAGACCAAUUGGACAAAAUCAUCGCAUAUCGCUAUGCAGAAUUGCAGUAGCAAAAUAUAGCUUAUUUUUUUCUCUCAGAAAAUUACACAAAAAUCACUGAAUUCCUGGAGGGCCUGACUAUUGGUGAUGCUGAGGCCAGAGAGACCCUGGGUGUGUUUCAAUAGUCUAAAGAAUGAUCUCCUCGUCUCCUCUUAUCCUGAGUUGACAGGUCAGGACGGUGAUGGGUUAUUUUCUUUCUCCUCUCCACCUCUUUUACAUUAGAGCAGGUGAAAGGUGAGGAGAUGAAACCGCAUUGGACUAUUGAGGUGCAUCCACUCUCCGUGUUUUUAAGACCUUGAGACACAACCUGGGCUCCUUUGCACUGCACUCCAUGGGGUCACUUUUAAAGGGUUGGUUCAAUCAAAAUCAGUAAUGGAUACAUGUUUUGUUUUGUUUUUGUGAUUGACUGCAUCUACAGUUCGGAUUCAGUUACUUUCUUACAGCUACCACCGGCUAAGAUUGGUAUUGAUAACCUCAGUUUCACUUGUUUUAGCUUUAACUCAAUUGCGUGCCAAAAUGAACUCUGCGUGAAACCACGCCUGGGGGUAGUCGAUAGCGACGCUAAAGUGUGUCUGUGGUUGCUUUAGCAUAGUAAUAAUAACCUACUAUUUGUAGUUGUAGACACUCCAUGGCCCGACGACAACCUUGCAAGCUGAAGAAAUGAUGACAUUCAGGUGAACUAUCCCUGUAGACAACAGUUUGUCUGUUGAAAGGGAAAAUGAGUCCUCUGAAACCCUUUGUUGGCCCAGGCUUCCAUGUGCUGUAGAUUGACUCGUCACACAGUGAUCGUUUUCGCUCUCCACUGCAAACUGCUAUUCAGUGCUGUUAUUGGUUGGCAGCGUGUCCUACAACCGUCCAGUGAGGUUUCAUUUCCCUCUCUCUCCACCAUGACUGCAUAUCAUUCCUUUUUUAAAUUCUGAUAUUAUGACUGAGAGGACAGUGAGGUUGAUACACAGUGAAGUUGAAUUAAUGCACGAUUGCAAUGCAGAGAUGAUCACAGAAACAUUUGUUCCAGAGGCUUCCUUGGGGGUUUUGGUCUUUCACAUGACAAAAUAACAUGCUUUGAACAGGUGUUAGGCUUGUUGCAACGAUAGCAGAGGGAUGAGAAAUCUUUUAUAGGAAUAUGGAAUUUGUGAGACGUUGAAAUAAACAUUUAAAAUAAAGAUUUUUAACCAAA